Molecule: messenger RNA, 537 nt
Organism: Echinostoma caproni
Lineage: Eukaryota; Metazoa; Platyhelminthes; Trematoda; Plagiorchiida; Echinostomatidae
Source: the annotation of a GenBank genome assembly
AUGGUGGCUGUGUUUAUAGCCAAAGCCAGUCAUGUGGCUACCAUACCGCUCAUACAGCAAAGCACAAUCACUGAAGACUGACUGCUGUACGCCCCCCACGUCAGACUUGAGUACGGUAGUGCCGCGACGUACACCUGUACAGCCGGUGAACUGGAUAAGUUGGAGCGUGUACAGCGUGCUUCCACUAGACUCGUUGAACUACGCGGGACCAACUAUAAAGGUCGUUUACAGGCAUCGGCGCUUCAGGGGAGAUCUCAUCAGCGUGAGGAAGAUCCUCAGAGGUUCCUGGAGUCGACGGAUUCACCUAUUGAUGAUGACGGUGAUAAUUUGGGUGAUUCAGAUGAUGGUGGUGAUGAUCAUUUGAAUUAUGCUGCUUCUGCUUCUGCUGCUACUGAUGCUUCUGAUGCUGCUGCUGCUGCUGCUGCUGACGAUGAUGAAAACCAACAUGGUCGAAAUAGCUUAGAUUUAGAACACAGUCAGUUAAAAGUGUCCACGUAUGAUGAUUAUUUCUCUACUUUUAGCUAUGCACUGCUUUGA